GCCGCCGCAGCCCUUUCCACGCCCGGCGCCGCCUACUCAUCCUACGACCAGGUCAUUACAUCCGAUGACUCGGACCGCAUUUUCCACUACUACCCCGACGUGAUGAAUGCCUUCGGCGUUUCACGUCUCCGUCUGAGCAGCAUUGACGAGAUUCCUAAGGGCGCCGAUAUCAUCACCUUGUUGCCCGUGAACUAUGAUGAAUCGGACUCUACCCCUGGAAUAUACAUGGCAGUCGAUACCAAGGGCAACUACUUCUACAUCAUGGCCUGUGACAUCGAGGGUGACGCUGCCAAGAUCUUCAUUGCGUCUGAUCCGGAUGCUGGUGCUGCCAAACUUGCCGAGGCGGAUCUGCGCUACAUCGUUACUGGUGGUGUUGUUCAGGAUUGUUCCUUCAUGCCAUUUGUCUCGACUGGUGCCGGUUUGUCUUAAAUGAAUUUGGUGGCGUAGUGCUGUGAGUCGUACAUUUGGCAAAAGGCACCUUGGUUUCUUAUUACCUUAAUUUGGGGCUUUCUUUGAGUACUACCGUACAACCCAAUUUUUCAUUGUCACAGCCAUGUACCAACCAUCAUAUGAGUAAUACUUAACUGGCCCACAGAAAGUAUGCACUGGAAAGAGGCCUUCUAUUUCCAGUGCAACAACAAUAUAAGCAGUUACCUCAAA
Messenger RNA from Truncatella angustata, 660 nucleotides. RefSeq lists its product as uncharacterized. The coding region runs from base 103 to 429 and encodes 108 amino acids. The transcript has a single exon. The record is from RefSeq and is a predicted model, not a curated record. Lineage: Eukaryota; Fungi; Ascomycota; Sordariomycetes; Amphisphaeriales; Sporocadaceae.